GCGGAGGCGCGGGGAGCGUGUUUGGGGCGCCGCGGCGGGGAGCGUGGCGGCCGCCGGUGCGCGCGGGGCGCUGUGUGUGCGCGCUCCCCCGCUCGGGGAGGACGAUGGCUCAGAAGGGAAAGUUGGGGUGACGCGCGCAGCCCCCGGAGGCUCGGCGGGAAGCGCCGCGGCGAGCCCGACGGAGCGGCGGCCAGACAGGCCGGGGACGCGCGGUGUGGGCACCGCCGCCGCCGCCGAGGCGCCCGCCCCCUCACUGCAGGUGGCAGCGGGGCCGCUGGGUCCGGGUGGCCGGGCGCGCGGACGGGCGCGCGGGGGAGCCCGGCCGCGGGAUGGGCUGCGCCCCCAGUAUCCACGUCUCGCAGAGCGGCGUGAUCUACUGCCGGGACUCGGACGAGUCCAACUCGCCGCGCCAGACCACCAGCGUGUCGCAGGGCUCCGCGGUCCCCCUGCACGGCCUCUUCGUCCAGACCGACGCCGCCGACGCCAUCGCCCCGAGCCGCGCGUCCAGAGCCCACGGCGCCGCCCGCGUCCGCCGGGCCCGCGUGGAGCUGGGCAGCAGCAGCAGUGCGGACUCUGCAGCCUCCGCCGCGACCACCUGCAGGGGCCGGAGGCGCCACUGCUGCAGCAGCGCGGAGGCCGAGACCCAGACCAGCUACGCCAGCGUCAAGCAGGUGACUUCUGCGGAGGUACGCAUUGGGCCCAUGAGACUGACGCAGGAUCCCAUUCAGGUUUUGCUGAUCUUUGCAAAGGAAGAUAGUCAAAGUGAUGGAUUCUGGUGGGCCUGUGACAGAGCCGGUUAUAGAUGCAAUAUUACUCGGACUCCGGAGUCAGCUCUUGAGUGCUUUCUAGAUAAACACCAUGAGAUUAUUGUAAUAGAUCACAGACAAACUCGAAAUUUUGAUGCAGAAGCAGUGUGCAGGUCGAUCCGGGCCACAAAUCCCUCGGAGCACACGGUGAUCCUUGCGGUGGUUUCACAAGUGUUGGGUGACCAUGAAGAGGCCACAGUUCUUCCUCUUCUGCAUGCAGGCUUCAACAGGAGAUUUAUGGAGAAUAGCAGCAUAACUGCUUGCUACAAUGAACUGAUUCAAAUAGAACAUGGGGAAGUUCGAUCACAGUUCAAAUUGCGGGCCUGUAACUCAGUGUUCACAGCAUUAGACCACUGUCAUGAGGCCAUAGAAAUCACAAGUGAUGACCAUGUGAUUCAGUAUGUAAACCCAGCCUUCGAAAGGAUGAUGGGCUACCACAAAGGCGAGCUCCUGGGGAAAGAACUCGCCGAGCUGCCCAAAAGCGAUAAGAACCGGGCAGACCUUCUUGACACCAUCAACACAUGCAUCAGGAAGGGCAAGGAGUGGCAGGGGGUUUACUACGCCAGACGGAAAUCUGGGGACAGCAUCCAACAGCACGUGAAGAUCACCCCAGUGAUUGGCCAAGGAGGGAAAAUAAGGCAUUUUGUUUCCCUCAAGAAACUGUGCUGUACCACUGACCAUAAUAAGCAGAUUCACAAGUUUCAUCGCGAUUCAGGAGACAAUUCUCAGACAGAGCCUCAUUCAUGCAGGUACAAGAACAGGAGGAAAGAAUCCAUUGAUGUGAAAUCAAUAUCGUCUCGAAGCAGUGAUGCACCGAGCCUGCAGAAUCGUCGCUGUCCGUCCACGGCCAGGAUCCACUCCAUGACCAUCGAGGCCCCCAUCACAAAGGUUAUAAAUAUAAUCAAUGCAGCCCAAGAAAACAGCCCCGUCACAGUAGCAGAAGCCUUGGACAGAGUUCUAGAAAUUUUACGGACCACAGAAUUAUACUCCCCACAGCUGGGUACCAGAGAUGAAGAUCCUCACACCAGUGAUCUUGUUGGAGGCUUGAUGACUGAUGGCUUGAGAAGGUUGUCAGGAAAUGAGUAUGUGUUCACUAAGAAUGUGCACCAGAGUCACAGUCACCUUACAAUGCCAAUAACCAUCAACGAUGUCCCCCCUUGUAUUGCUCAAUUACUUGAUAACGAGGAAAGUUGGGAGUUCAACAUCUUUGAAUUGGAAGCUGUUACACAUAAAAGGCCAUUGGUUUACCUGGGCUUAAAGGUCUUUUCUCGGUUUGGAGUAUGUGAAUUUUUACACUGUUCUGAAGCUACUCUUCGGGCCUGGCUCCAAGUGAUUGAAGCCAACUACCAUCCGUCCAAUGCUUACCAUAACUCCACCCACGCGGCUGACGUCCUGCAUGCCACAGCCUUCUUCCUUGGCAAGGAGAGAGUGAAGGGAAGCCUUGGCCAGCUGGACGAGGUGGCAGCCCUGAUCGCUGCCACCGUCCAUGACGUGGAUCACCCGGGAAGGACCAACUCUUUCCUGUGCAAUGCCGGCAGUGAGCUCGCCGUGCUCUACAAUGACACCGCUGUCCUGGAGAGCCACCACACAGCCCUGGCCUUCCAGCUCACAGUCAAGGACAGCAAAUGCAACAUUUUCAGGAACAUCGACAGGAACCAUUAUCGAACACUGCGCCAGGCUAUUAUUGACAUGGUUUUAGCAACAGAGAUGACAAAACACUUUGAACAUGUGAACAAAUUUGUGAACAGCAUCAAUAAGCCAAUGGCAGCUGAGAUUGAGGGCAGUGACUGUGAAUGCAACCCUAUUGGGAAGAAUUUUCCUGAAAACCAGAUCCUGAUCAAGCGCAUGAUGAUUAAGUGUGCUGAUGUGGCCAACCCGUGCCGGCCCCUGGACCUGUGCAUCGAGUGGGCUGGGAGGAUCUCUGAGGAGUAUUUUGCACAGACUGAUGAAGAGAAGAGACAGGGGCUACCUGUGGUGAUGCCAGUGUUUGACCGGAAUACCUGUAGCAUCCCCAAAUCCCAAAUCUCCUUCAUUGACUACUUCAUAACAGACAUGUUCGAUGCUUGGGAUGCCUUUGCACAUCUGCCAGCCCUGAUGCACCAUCUGGCCGAUAACUACAAACACUGGAAGACAUUAGAUGACCUAAAGUGCAAAAGCCUGAGGCUUCCAUCUGACAGCUAAAGCCAAGGCAGAGAAGGGACCUCUUGAUCUACAAAGCGCACUGUGAACCACAGUAGUGUAAGCAAGAGGCUUUCCUUAAUAAUGAAAAGGACAGAUAUAGGUUAAGGAGCUAAUGUUUAAUAUUUGUCCUUGAAGUCCCCAAAUUCCAUUUUUAAGAAGUUAUGUUCCAUGAAGAAAAAUAAGUUCUUUUGAACAAUCAGUUAGUGACAGAACAAAUCCAUGGAAAAAUCCUUUGCCCUGCUGUCAUCCUGUGUGUCCACCUCAAACCACAGAACCGAUCCACUACAGCAGGACACCAGCAGCAGACUGGUGUCUCUGGGCUCAUCUCUUACCAUAAACGUCACCAUCAUUGGUAACUGUUUUCUUCAAGAGCAUUGGUGUGUAGGGCUCAUAAAAAUAUCUAAGGAAAAAACUAUAUAAAAUGAGCAAAACAACUGGGACCAAAUUAUUGUUAAAUGAGAGCUUCACAGCCUCCGUGGUGGCUCUUCUGAUUGAUGGUGUGACACCCAAGUUAGAACACAGCCUUGGCCCAGUGAGUGCCUUCUCUAGACUGGCAGCAGCAGCCUCUACCGCCCUCUUUCCUAUAAAAGGGAUUCUUAACAGAGAGCCAUCCAUGAUUGGGGGAGGGAGUGACAUCUUGUUUGGUGGGGAAA
This is a messenger RNA of Manis javanica (Malayan pangolin), 3640 nucleotides long. It is a transcript of the gene PDE8B, whose product is annotated as phosphodiesterase 8B. The record is from RefSeq and is a predicted model, not a curated record. Gene Ontology annotation, biological process: signal transduction. Gene Ontology annotation, molecular function: 3',5'-cyclic-nucleotide phosphodiesterase activity. NCBI's taxonomy places the organism in Eukaryota, Metazoa, Chordata, Mammalia, Pholidota, Manidae.